Molecule: messenger RNA, 261 nt
Organism: Pipistrellus nathusii (Nathusius's pipistrelle)
Lineage: Eukaryota; Metazoa; Chordata; Mammalia; Chiroptera; Vespertilionidae
Source: the annotation of a GenBank genome assembly
AUGGGAGUGAAGCUGGAGGUGUUUCGGAUGACACUGUACCUCACCUUCCCUGUGGCUAUGUUCUGGAUUGCCAACCAGGCCGAGUGGUUUGAGGACAACGUCAUUCAGCGAAAGAGGGAGCUGUGGCCACCUGAGAAGGAGGACCAGCGCCGAGAACUGGAAGAAUUCAGAGCGAGGAUACGGAGGCAGCGGGAGGAGAAGCUCCUUCGCGCUGCCCAGCAGAGCCCCGGAGACCCCCAAGGGCCUGUGUCCCAUCCGUGA